GUCCGCGGCACCAGGGGAGAAUGUCGAUUCAACCUCAACACGAUCCGUAGACUUAGUGGCGGAGAAUACGCAGAAGCCAAGUCAAGCAUCAAGCGGUCUUCGAAAUUCGUCUUUCGUUAGAAGGACAUUGACGACAACCGAGAGUUCUUCUCUGGCUGCUAGCAUGCGUGGGGAACCCUCUGGUCGAGACGUAGCCAGGGACAGGCCUAGUCAAGUCUCUUCGACUCAGAAACUUGAGGGUGAGGAAGAGUAUGUAUCUGCAGAUCGUAAGUACCAAAAUGUGGAGGGCAGAGAAGACGAUCAUGAACGGGAAACGGAGAGCGAGAUUCGGCUUAGCCACACAUCCUCUUCCCAUACAGUCAAGAUUCUUGGAGACCACACGUCGAAGUCUGUGACAUUGGCCGAUGAUGGGCGGAUCAACGAGGACGCUCACGGCGCUGGAAUGUACUCACCCUCGCUCGAUGCUGGGUCCAAGGUAUCUCCUUCCGGACCGGGUGGUCUGCAGGACCCGGGAACCAAUCAUAUUCAAUCUGGAUGUGAACGCCAGUCUGUAGAUGUUGACACGAUUUCAUUGAGUUCUAUGCAGAUAUCAAAUGAGAGCAGUGAAGUGCAUAUUCAAAGACAGAGUGGUGAAGAAGUCAACUCAUCCUUGCUCGUCCGAGCGUCCUUGGCACUGGAGGAGAAUAACGCGACACCAGCGCAACCCCCACGUAAAACCGUCGAAAACAAGCCGAAGUCGCCGAGCGUAGCAUCCAAUAAUCUUCGGAACCCAUCUUUGCCUGAAGACACGUGUACGAUAGGUCAGACGUCUUCCUCAGCUGCUAACCUGAAAGGGGGAUCCUGUGGUCAAAUUGUAGGCAGGGAUCUACCUACUCAACUUGACGGCUCCUCCACUCUGAAUAUCGAGCACGACAAAGCGAUUGUAUCAGCAGAUUGCAUGCACCAGGCUUUGGAGGACAGAGGAGACUAUCAUGCACGGGAGACGGAGAGUGAAAUUACGCUCACAUCAGAGUCUUAUUCUAGUGCCAGUUCCCUUAGGAGCGUCAGGCAAUCGGAGAGUUCCGUAGUAUUGAGCACUGGUAGACGAACGGAUGAGGACACUGAUAGGGUUGUCUCAUCCCUGUCAUCUAGUAACGCUGGGCACAAGCUGUCUCUUUCUGAACCGGACGUUCCACAUGAUGCGGUGAUCGAUCGUAUUAAGUCUGCAUGCGAGCACCGGUCCUCAGGUGUCAAUUUGGUUUCGACGACUGUUGUGCAGACACAGACCUCAAGCCAUCACUCGAUUGAAGGCGGAGACCAGAGUUCUCCUCUAGUUACUAUACAAGGCAGACCCUGCGAUCAAGAUAUGGCGACAGACCAACCUGGACCUUGUCAGCGCUUCUUCGCUCCAAAACUUGAUGAUGACGAAUCGGCAGAGUGUGUGUACCAGGCUGUGGAGAACAGAGGAGGCCGGCAUGAACGGGAGAUGGAUAGCGGGUCUUAUUCUGAAUCCCACACUGUCAUGAUUGGCGAACAAUCACGAUCCACGUCGGAGAGGGCAGUCUUGACAAUUGAUAGGCGAAUGCAUGAGGACACCGAUGUCACUGCGUUUCCCCCGUCAUCACCCACCGCAUUAUCUUCUUCUGAUCCAGGGGUUCCACAGGAUGCAGGAACCGGUCUUGUGUGGUCUGUAUGCGAACACCAGUCUUCCGAGGUCGACACUAUUCCGAUUCCGAUGACUCUGACGCAGACCCCGAACCAUCGCUCGACUGAGAGCGAAGGGUACAUCGGACGACAGCCAGCCCAGCCGUUCUCCUGUAGUGACGAGCCUGGUGAACCAACCUUGUAUACCGACGUCAGUCUGUCCUUGGCACAUGAGCAGAACACGUCGACUUCAACUUCAUCACAAUCCUUGGACAUAACAGUCGAGAGCUCGCUGAAGUCGAAUUCGACCUCCAACGAAAUUCGGAACUUGUCUUUUGCUGAAAGCACGGUGACGACAGGUCAGAGUCCUCUGGUUGCUAACGUACACGGCGAACUAUGUGAUCGGGAUAUGGCCAGGCAGCAGCGUGGUCAAGGUUCCUCGCAUUUGCCCUCGCCCAGCACUCCGAAAAGCGAGGCCGACAAAGAGAAUGUAUCGGCGGAUCGCAUUUACACGGCUGUGGAGGGCAGAGGAGAGUAUCGUGAACGGGAGCUGGAGAGAGAAGUUAAACUCAACAUGACAUCUGAUCUUCGUACCGUCAGAAGUUUCAGCCAAUUCACGUCAGAAACUACCACAUCGGAUGAUGAUAUUCGGGUGGUUGAGAACGUCGGCAAUGUUGUGUUGUCCCCGUCUUCAACUAAUACUGGGUUGGACUCGGAUGUGUCUCCCUUGGGUCCCGGGAAAUAUGCAUCAGGGACUGCCACAUUGAACGCUCAUGAGGACACAGACGACGCUAUCUCACCCCUGGCAUUCACUAAUACUGGGCCCAAGCUGUCUAAUUCUAAACCGUGCGUUCCACAGGAUGCGGGAUCUGAUUAUAUUCAGUCUGCACGCCGGCACCGGUCCUCAGAGGUCAAUACGUUUUCGACGACUAUCGUGCGGACGUCAAGAGAUCAGUCUGUCGAGAAGAAAGGUCAGACUCCUUCUCCAGCUUCUAAUAUGCAAAGGGGACUCCAUGGUCAAGAUAUGGCGAGAGGCCGGCGUCGUCAACGCUCUUUCGCUUCGGAAUUUGACGGAGACGAAAAGGAUGGAUCUGCGGAUGGUAUAUCCCAGCCUGUGGAGGGUAGUGAAUGCCAUCAUGAACGGGCACCUCAUUCCAAUACCAUCGGGAUUUCAAGACAAUCCACGUCGGAAACUGUGGUAUUGAGCGAUGAUAGGCGGGUGGAUGAGAAAGGCGAUGUCUGUGCACUGUCCACGUCCUCGAUGACUGCUGUGUCCAAUCCGUCUCCUUCUGACCCGCAGGAUGUAAGAACCAGUCAUAUUCAGUCCGGAUGCGAGCACCAGUCUUCCGGGAUCGACACAGCUUCAAUGACUGUUGUGCAGACCUCCAACCAUGAUUGCUCGGCUGAGAGAGAAGGGUGCAUCCGCCAACAGUCAGCCCAGUCAUUCUCCUGUAGCGAAGCAGCCUUUUCUUCCGACGUCUGUCUGUCUUUGGAACACGAGCAGAACAAUUCGAAUUCACCAGGACCCUUUGACAAAGUAGUCGAGAACGUGCAGAAGUCAAGUCUGGCCUCAAACGAGAUUCGGAAGUCAGAUGUCAUCGAAAGCACAUUGACGACAAGUCAUCGUCAUUCUCUGGUUGCUGGCAUACACGGGGAACCCUGUGGUCAAGAUAUGACCAGGGACCAGCCUAGGCAAGGUUCACCCUCUCCGGGACUUGGGGCCGACGAAGAGGGCGUUCCGCAGGACGCGGGGACGAAUCCUACUCAUGAGUCAGAAUGCGAGUGCCAGUCUUCAGAGGCCAACGUGGUUUCAAAGACUUCCAAAUCGGAGCAGACGUGGAGUCAUCAAUCGUCAGACAGCAGUGAAGGGCACGCGCAACAACGAAGCGAUCGUCAGCAAACAGACUCAUUUGGCAUCGUCGUACUUCAAGUGGAGGAGAGCAACACAACACUACGAUCCUUAGACAAUGUAGUCGAUAAGUCAAGUCCAACGCCCAAUGAUCUUCAGAACUCGCCAUUGCCUGAAGGAACAUCGACGAUAGGUCAGACUCCUCUUUCAGGUGCUUACCUACAAGAUAUUCGUGAUCUUGAUGUGGCCAGGGACCGGUAUACUAGCCAAGGCUCAUCCGUCCCGAAAUCUGAGGACAAAAAAGUUGUUCUUGUAUCGGCAGGUACCGUGCACCAAGAUCUGGUACCCAGAGGAGACCAUCAUGAACGGGAGACAGAGAGCGACGCCAAGCUCGAGUCGACAUCUUAUUCCGCCGUUGGAAUACUCACACAAUCGAGAUCAGAUACUACGAUAUGGAACAAUGACAGGCGGGUGAAUAAGGAUGCCGACGGCACUGUGUUACCUCUGUCCUCAACUACUACAAGAUCCAUGCAGUCAAACUCUGAGUUGGACAUUCCACAGGAUGCAUCGACCACCUGUAUCCAGUCUGAAUGCGUCACCCAGUCUUCGAAAGUCAUCGCGGUCUCAACGACUUCCAUACAGACUUCAAACCGUAACUCAACUGUGAGCAGCGAACGCGUCCACCGACAGCUAGCCCAAACUUUCUCUUGUGGCGACGAGUCAGCCUUCGAUUAUAAGGUCAACCAAUCGCAGGCAACUGCUUCCGUCCGCCCAUUCUUGGCACCUAGAGAAAACAAUUCAACCCUGGUGCAACCCUUCGAUGUAACAGUCGAGAACACUCAUCAGUCAAGUCUAGCCUCCAAUGCAAUCAGCAACCCACCUUUACCUGUAGGUGCUUCUACGAUAGGUCAGACCUCUCCUGCAGCCAUUCACGCAUGCAUGGAAUCCUGUGGUCAAAAUGUGGCUAGGAACCCGCCUAGUUAUGACUCAUCCGUGCCGAGACUUCAGGACGUCAACGAGGAGACAUUGGCAGAUUGUACGUGCCAGGCUAACAAGGGCGCUGUGUCGUUCCCAUCCUCACCUAAUUCUGGAUCUAAGCUGUCUCCUUCCGAACUCCCGAGCAUCUCGCAGGAUGCGGGAGCCAAUCAUGUCCAAUUCAGAUGCGAACGUCAUUCUACACAGGACACCACCGUGUUGGGGAUCUCUGUGCAGAUUUCGAGCGAUUGCUUGACUAACAGCAGGGAAGGAUGCACUUAUCUGGACAAUCCUCCACACCAAUCGAACAACCCUUCCAGCGCGAUGCAUGACGGUCCCCACCUACCUCCUCCUGCGUUUCAUGGGGUACAUGACUCUUGCAAUUGUUCCUGCAUGUCACCUUUAAUCGCUUCUCUGGUCUCAAACGAGGGUGACUCUACGGUAACCAGUGCCGUCGUUCAAAAAUCGAUUUCAAGCGAUUAUGACUGUCCUGCGCAAUGUGCUGAAGGAACCGCGAGCGUGAAACCGCGAUGCGACUAUUACACGCAUGCAGAGCCUGCAAUCAUAUCGACUCGUGCUGUCGACCAGUGUUGUAUGUCGUGCGAUUCAAACACCAUCCAGACCUCAUCUCAGGAGGAAAAUCAAGACAGUCUAUCGUACGUAACUCUUACAACGCUGUGUUUGACCUGAUUAAAAUUAUACAGCACCCCGAAAUUUGAGGACAACAAAGUUGAUGUAUCGGUAGGUUGUGUGCACCAUGCUUUGGUAACUAGAGACUAUCGUGAACGGGAGACGGAGAGCAAGUCCAAGCUAAAUUUGACGUCUUAUUCCACCGUUGCAACGAUUGGGCAAUCGCCAUCAAACACUGUGACAGGGAACAAUGAUAGGCGGAUGGAUAAGGACGCCGACGACACUGCGUCGCCGCUGU
This is a messenger RNA of Suillus clintonianus, 5375 nucleotides long. RefSeq lists its product as uncharacterized. The coding region runs from base 164 to 5137 and encodes 1657 amino acids. Lineage: Eukaryota; Fungi; Basidiomycota; Agaricomycetes; Boletales; Suillaceae. The transcript is spliced from 19 exons. The record is from RefSeq and is a predicted model, not a curated record.